AUUUCAUGCGACCCAUUACUUUUUCACUAUCGCCAAAUUGUUGUGUGUUCAAUAUACCUCAACACUUGAUCUCGGUUACUGAAGUAUAUGAUCAGUAACCAGAUUGUUACAAUAAAAGAGGAAAAAUGGACGAAUUGCGGUCGUUUUUCAACGACCCUCGUCCAUCGCAGUCUAAUGUGGUAAAACUUAAAGGACCCUUAACUGCCGGUUUUCGUAUCACGAAAGAAGACACGCUAAAUGAGCUGAACAGACGAGAAGAUCAUCGGCAUUCAGUUAUUUUGAGCGGCACUGAUUACGCCCGUGAAGUUAAGGAACGGGAGAUUGCGGCUUAUUUGAAGCAUGAAAGCGAACAUGAUCGCUGGGACAGCAUGUCCGACCGACUGGAGUCUUUGGAGCAUCUGUCCUCACUGGGAACAUCUCUGCCGAAUAUUGGAGAGCUGACGGAGGAAGCCAUGACUGAAGUGUACAGCAAGUACUCGUUCCAAAUGAAAGAAGACACCAACAAUUUAUCCAUCAACAGCUCUAAAACUGAUAUUUUAAAUCGCAUCAGAGGGUUCCCUGUUGUCAUCAUAGAAGGGCCCACAGGCUGUGGCAAGACCACACAAGUGCCGCAGUGGAUCCUGGACGACUGCCACCAGCACCGCAGAGCUUGCAAGAUCAUAGUCACGCAGCCGAGGAGGAUCGCUGCCAUGUCCAUUGCUAAAAGAGUUGCGCAGGAGCGGGGAUGGGAUGUUGGUGGGCUUGUCGGUUAUCAGGUUGGACUAGAGAACAGGACAUCUAAUGACACAAGGAUCCAUUAUGUGACAACAGGAGUAUUAUUGCAGAAAUUAGUAAAUGCCAAAACAAUGAAUGAAUACACCCACAUAAUACUCGACGAGGUCCACGAACGCGGUCAAGACAUGGACUUCCUCUUGCUAGUCGUCAAGAAGCUGCUAUACACAGUGUCGCCAACAGUGAAAGUGAUACUGAUGUCGGCCACGUUCCAAACGCAGAAGUUUGCUGACUACUUCAUGAUCCCCACGCCGAGGGGGCAGCACAUGGCUUCUUGCAUACAAGUGAAUAAGAAGGAUCCAAUGUUCUCCGUGAAAACGUUUUAUCUGGAGCAGCUGAGUAAAUUUGGUUCGCUCGUCGAAGCCUGUAUGCCCAAAGCUCACGAACCAACCAUAAUCACCGAGAUGUACCAUCUUGUUGUGAAGCUGGUGAACGCAUUUGAGCAGAUUGACAUGACGGAGGACAAGAUCACCGACCGGUCGGAGGCUGACCUGCCUUCUGUGUUGAUAUUCCUACCGGGAAUAAAUGAGAUUGAGGAACAGUAUAAUGCAUUAACUGACCUGCAAUUGAGAAAGAAAAUAUCCCCGGAAUGUCCCCGCUACAACUGGUGGGUGCUGCCCCUGCACUCCACCAUCACGGCGGACGAGCAGGUCCGAGUGUUCCAGCGCGCGCCGCCCGGCCACCGCAAGAUCAUCCUCGCCACUAACAUCGCUGAGAGCUCCAUCACCGUGCCCGACAUCAAAUAUGUGAUUGACUUCUGCCUGAUGAAGAUCUUAGUAGCGGACUCAGCUACCAAUUUCUCAACUCUGAGCCUGAUCUGGGCGUCUAGGAGCAACUGCGAGCAACGUGCUGGCCGCGCGGGUCGUGUGCGUGACGGCCGCGUGUACCGUCUCGUGCCCGCCAAGUUCUACGACAAGUUCCAACAAGACAGCCCGCCUGAGAUCGUCCGCUGCCCGCUGGAGCGCCUCGUGCUGCUAGCCAAGAUGCUGGACAUGGGCCCACCCAGCGACGUGCUCGCGCUCGCCAUGGACCCGCCCGAGAUGUCCAACAUACAGCGCACCAUGCUCGUGCUCAAGGAGAUCGGAGCCCUAAAGAAGACAGUGGACGGCGAGUGGUCGUCAUCAGACGGCGACCUCACGUACAUGGGCCGCAUCAUGGCGCGCCUGCCGCUCGACGUCAAGGUCUCCAAGAUCAUCAUACUGGGACACAUCUUUGGAUGCUUGGAUGACAGCAUCAUUAUGGCCGCCGCACUGUCGGUGAAAAACGUAUGCAGCAGCCCGUUCCGCGAGCGCCUGAACGCCUACAACGCCAAACUGACUUGGGCCGAUGGUUCCACCAGCGACUGCGUCGCUUACCUGCACAUAUACAAAGUGUGGGACAAAUUCCGGCAACAGCAGUUCUUCAAGCAGAAAGGCAACAGCGAAGCGGGCUGGGCGCGGCGCUUCUACGUGCAGCUGCGGGCGCUGCGCGAGCUCGGCGACAUGGUGCGCGAGCUGCGCCGCCGCCUCGGCCGCGAGGGCAUCGAGGCGUCCAAGGGCUCGCCCUGGGCCCGCAACCAUCUCGCCUUCGUGCACAAGGUGAUACUCGCGGGCGCGUUCUACCCGCAGUACUUCGUGCACGGCUCGCAGAACGAGACGCGCGAGCGAGAUGCACUACGUGAACUAAGCGGACUUGACCCGCGCACCACAGUAUACUUGAAGAAUUUCCCUGACCAUCAGCCCGGCCACAUCUACGCCGCGGCCAUCAGGAACAAGGUGCACGAGCUCAUCAAGGAAGAACCACGCGUCACCUUCGACAACAACAGCAGGAAAGUUUUCCUGACCUUCCCGACUAGCGAAGAAACCUGUAGCCGCGGCAAAUCUGCAGAUGGAGACCCAACGAUCCCUGGCCAAAUAUUGUUGGCAGUGUACAAGGCUGUGAAGGCGAGACAACUGAAGAUGGACAUCAGAAUACCUCUGUUACCGUUGGAGGAAGCAAAAGCCCUCGCCGAGAAGAUGACUCAGAGCCGAUCGGCCAUACCCAAAGAGCUGCAAGUGCCGCGGCUGCCCAGCAUCGACCAGACAUAUUUUCCCCUCAAAGUGACCCAGGUGAUAAGCGUGGGCAAGUUCUUUGUGCAAUACGACGAAGAGACCGCAAUGAGCGAGCUCAACGAGAUCCAAGCAACACUCAACUGCAGCAAGCUCCUGAGUUACACGGACCCCGUAUCUCCUGGGGACCUGGUAGCCGCCCCGUAUACUGACCAGUGCGUGUAUAGAGCACGGGUGCAGAAGGUGCUCAAGGACAUGGUUGAGAUCGCAUACAUCGACUUCGGUACGUUCGGCCGCCUCGCCAUCUCGAGCCUGCGCGAGCUGCCCCCAGGCCUGUGCCUGAGCACGCCGCCGCUGGCCAUGGCGUGCCGGCUGGCGGAGGUGGCGCCGGCGCCGCUGUUGGAGUCGCACGCGCACUGGAUCCUCCGCGCCGAGGACAUGUUCAAACGCUUCGUGAGCCAGCCGCGCCUCUAUGCCAAGAUAUACUCGGUGGCGCACGGAGUGGUGUCGAUCGAGUUGCUAGCUAAAGACGGCAACUACAGCCUUAACAAGGAGCUCGUCGACGCCAAGCUCGCCAUCACCUGCGAGGAGAGCUACGAGUCCAAGCUGAACCACGACCUGCGGCAGUCUGCGUGCGCGCUGAACUCGAAGCUCAGCAUGGCGCAGAUCCGCGCCUGCAACCGCGAGCAACUGGAACACGCGUACCGCGAGCUGCGCGAGGUGGACUCGCCCGACGCCCGGCACUGCUACACCGACUGCUGCCUCAAGGGGCCCUUCAGCCCUCUGGAGGGAACGGUCCACAACCUGAUGUAUGGCAGCCGCGAGACGCAAGUGAACAUCGAGUGGAACUCUAUCAACUCCGUGCUGCUCGACACGGAGCCCCAGCGCGCCUACGAAAGGUUGCUGAUAGCAGCUGAUGUGGGUCAAAGCGAACACAGCAACAAACUGACUCUGCGGCAUACUACCCUCAUGCCCAACGUGCCGGGACUGCCCGCUAUCAUCGCGCUCCUGUUCUGCCCCACGGCGGAGCUGCGGCGCGGCGCGUGUGGUGCGCGGUACUGCGCGGCGCUGUGCGGGCUGGGCUGCACGCCCGGCGGCGCGCCGCUGUUCCCCGAGCACGACCUGCUCGUCAACGUCGACGCCGACCUCGACACCGAGGACGUCAGCAACAUUAAUCACAUCCGAUACCUGAUGGACUACUCGAUCUACUGCCGCGAGGGACAGGACACGCCCGCCAUCGACGACGAGGCGCGCCAGAAGGUGCCCGGCACCAUCCGCGACAUUCUCUUCAAACUGAUGGAGAAGCGGCGUAAACACCGCGAGCCUGAAACCAUCCCUAACGCCUGGGAGUGGAACUCCGUGCCCGAAGACGAGCUGCUCGAGAUCGCGGCACCAGAACUAACAGCCUGUGCCACCGCCUACCCGCUCCACUCGCCGCAGGAGCUGCGCCCCAUAUCUCGAGAACAUCUCGACCACCUCAAGCGGGAGGUCGACAAGCUACGCCUGCUGGUCGACAGAUCGUCAAUCUCAUCGAGCGCGGAGUUGUCCUGCCCGCUGUGCAGCACGCCGCCCAUGCCCACGCACGCAAUGCGCAUACAUCUGUAUUCCAACUCGCACAGGGAAAAGGAGGAGGACUUUGCAAUCUUCAACGCCUAAAGGGGCUUUAUCGCGACCUACCGGUACCAGUGUAUUCAAUAGUUGUUUACAGUUGUCAAAAGCUCAAGUGUUGGAAGAUAAUCCUUUAUUGUUCACCGAAUAUAUGUCUCACACUCGUCUCUACAACAUGGUAAAUAAAACAAGAAAGCUGACAAUGCCUCUACAAAAAAUGGGAGGUACGUGAAUAUGUAUAGACUUUAUUCGUCCAGGUCUACACCAAAUGGUACCAGUGUCUUUGAUGAUUGUUUUCAGUAUUUUCAAGUGCCCAAGUGGAGGUGAAAUUAAAACGGCUUUAAGUUCUAAAUUUAUGUCUUCCCUGUGUAAGUUAGGAAUGUUUAACUACACCCGACGGUACCAGUAAUAAACAGGGUAUUGUAUGAUUUUUUUCAGUCACAUUUAUAUGUAAAAUGUAUGUGACGAGACAUAGACUGCUUUUCUUAGUAGUUCUGUAAUAAAGAAGAGGUACUAAAUUAAGUGGAUAUAAAUAUAACAGUAAAAUAUUUGCUAUUAUCCCGUUAUCUCAAAUAUAGAUUUAAGUCUAACUUUUGUUUCCUAUUUUUGUUGUUAGAGUUUAUUUUUAUUUUCUUACUUGCCGAUACGUAAUUGAUGCGUAGGCAAAUAAACUGUGUUUUUUGUUAUAAACUAUGGUUUUGUAUGAUCUGAUUGUGCUGACUAAUCUUAUUACUAAUAACUUAUUGACAAGUAGGACGUUCGAUAGUUUAUUAAAGUAAAAAUAAUAAUACAUGUUUACAUAUACAUUUUUGGCUAUAAACAACCAGUACCAUUUUAUAUGCCUCGCCGUCGUUUCAAAGUAAGGUAAGUUGAGGUAAGAACAACACUAAAGGCGCUGAUACACUUGAGCAUUCACUUGAACAGAACAUCGAACAUUCGUCGUUUUAAAAUUUGUCGAAUUUCUUUUAUUAUUGUAACGUAACAUUCACUAGAAUGCUCAUUACAAUGGGGUUGGCCGGUGGAAGUUUUUAGCAGAUGGC
Molecule: messenger RNA, 5446 nt
Organism: Cydia splendana
Lineage: Eukaryota; Metazoa; Arthropoda; Insecta; Lepidoptera; Tortricidae
Gene: spn-E
Product: probable ATP-dependent RNA helicase spindle-E
Exons: 27
Coding region: 126-4454 (1442 amino acids)
Cellular component (GO): intracellular anatomical structure
Molecular function (GO): helicase activity; ATP binding; RNA binding
Source: RefSeq, a predicted model, not a curated record